CGCGCUGCGCGACAUGGCGGCGCCGUGAGGCGGUCCCGGUGUCUGGCGCCCCGCGCUGCUCGGCCUCCAUCGCUCGCUCCCUGCGCCAUGAGGAACCUGCGGCUGCUGCGGGCCGGCGGGUGCCGCUCCGCCGCCUCCACAGGCACCCCGCAGUGCUUCUGCCUCGGCGCCGAGGCCGGCGCGGUUCUUGUGGGUUCCCAGUACGGGCUCGUGGAGCUGCGCCCCGGCGGGGACUCGGUGUCAAGACAAGUUUCCCUGACUGUGGAUGGGUUCUUGCCUGAGGAUGGAAGUGGCUGCAUCGUGGGUGUUGAAGAUCUUCCAGAGCAGGAGAGUGUGUGUGUUGCUACAGCAGCUGGAGACAUCCUCCUGUGCAAUCUGAGCACGGAACAGGUGGAAUGUGUUGGAAGUGUGGAUAGCGGUCUGAGUGUGAUGAGCUGGAGUCCUGACCAAGAGCUUGUUCUGCUUGCAACAGGUCAGCAGACACUCAUCAUGAUGACAAGGGAUUUUGAACCAAUUACUGAGAAGCAAAUCCACCAAGAUGAGUUUGGAGAAGGAAAGUUUGUUGCUCUUGGCUGGGGUAAAAAGGAGACACAGUUCCAUGGAUCAGAAGGGAAACAGGCAGCACAUCGCAAACAGACGGAAGUGUUACCAGCAUCAGCCUGGGAUGAUGGCAGGCCUCGCGUGACAUGGAGAGGAGAUGGGCAGUUUGUUGCAGUGAGUGCUGUCUGUCCAGAGACAGGUGCUCGGAAGGUCCGGGUAUGGAGCAGAGAGCUUGUGCUGCAGUCAACAAGUGAGCCUAUCUCAGGAUUAGAACAAGCACUGUCCUGGAAGCCCUCAGGAAACCUGAUAGCAUCUACACAAGAAAAACCCAACAGACAUGAUGUGGUUUUUUUGGAAAAGAAUGGACUUCUUCAUGGAGAGUUCACCCUCCCUUUCCAGAAAGGGCAGGUCAAAGUUAAUGAAAUGCUUUGGAAUGCAGAUUCUACAAUUCUGGCUAUAUGGCUGGAAGACAUGAAGGUGGAAAACUCCAACCCAAACACUUAUGUUCAGCUCUGGACCACAGGGAACUAUCACUGGUACCUAAAGCAAAGCCUACACUUCGGUAGCUUGGAGGAAAAUCGGUUGGUGUCACUGCUCUGGGACCGAGAGAACCUGUAUAGGCUACACAUCCUCUGCCAGGACUGGCAUUAUCUCUUCUAUGACUGGCACUGGACCACAGACCAUGGGCUGGGGGAGAAUAGUCAGCAUAUGGCAAAUGUGGCUGUUAUAGAUGGAGAUAAAGUGCUUGUCACAGCCUUCCAGCACGCUGUGGUGCCUCCACCCAUGUGUACCUAUGAGCUCCAGCUCCAACAGGCAGUCAAUCAGGUUGCAUUUCACACAGAUCCCGGACAAAGUGGGGACAUGGCUGUCCUGGAUGCUGAUAACAGGAUCUUUGUGUACAGAUAUGGACAAAGUACAGUGAAUGACCCUUCCGUCAAGUUUGGAGCUGUGGGAGGAGAUGGCUUUAAAGCAUCUGUAGAAACACCGUACCUGGAUAAAAUCUAUAGAAUUGAUGUGAGCAGCAGCAGCAAUGAAGUGAUGAAUCCUCUGGGGCUCCGAUUUCUUACCUGGCUGCCAGAUGACAGCUUCCUGGUUGUUGGUCAAGGUCAGCAUGCUGCUCAGUCUGUCCUUCACCAUCUGACUGCAGUGCCUCACGUGGCUGGAGCUGAAGAAGAGUGCCUGAAUUUACGGUUGUCAGUGCCUGUAGAUGGAGAAGUGAUCAGCCUGUGCUGCAGCCCAGUGACCAAAACUGUAGCUCUGCAACUGACUGAUAGACGGAUCCUAAAAUACCUGUGGGAGGCUUCUACUCCAGCCCUUGAGCCCUGGCAGAGUAGCAGUAGCUCUGCUGUUCAGUUCCCCUACCGUUGUGUGCAGACUUCCAUCACGAGGAUCAGUGGUGAAGAGGUGAUCUUGGGCCUCACAGAUCGAUGCCGGUUUUUUGUUAAUGAUUUUGAGGUUGCUUCUAACAUCACAUCAUUCGCAACAUACAAUGAGUUUUUGUUGGUGACAACCAACUCACACACCUGUCAGUGCUUCUGCUUGAAGAACUUGUCAGUGAAGGCCCUCCAGGCUAGCCUGAGCAGUGCUGCUGCACCCAGCAGUGAGACCCUGCGGAAGGUGGAGCGAGGUUCACGUAUCGUCACCGUCGUUCCCCAGGACACCAAGGUGGUGCUGCAGAUGCCAAGAGGAAAUCUGGAGACCAUUCACCACCGUGCUCUGGUUCUUGCCCAGAUUCGGAAGUGGCUAGACAGGCUUAUGUUCAGGGAAGCUUUUCAGUGUAUGAGGAAGUUGCGAAUCAACCUCAAUCUUCUCUACGACCACAAUCCCAAGGUAUUUCUGGAAAACACGGAAACCUUUAUCAGGCAAAUAGAUUCUGUGAACUAUAUCAACUUGUUUUUCACAGAACUGAAAGAUGAAGAUUUCACGAAGAGUAUGUACCCAUCUCUGAAUGGUAGCAGUAACAGCCAGCCAUACCAGCAUCCUGAUCAGAAAAAAGUAAACCUCAUAUGUGACGUGAUGAGAGUUGCCAUGGAACACAUUGACCCUCAAAAAUACUGCCUAUCAAUACUGACAGCACAUGUGAAGAAGAGUCCUCCAGAACUGGAAAUUGCUCUCCAGAAGGUUCACAAUCUUCGAGAAAGCAUAACACCAGAUGUCCAGGCUGUGAGUGCAGAAGAAGCACUGAAGUACCUGCUUUUCCUUGUGGAUGUCAAUGAAUUGUAUGAUUAUUCCUUGGGGACAUAUGACUUUGAUUUAGUCGUCAUGGUGGCAGAAAAGUCUCAAAAGGACCCAAAAGAAUACUUGCCCUUCUUAAAUACCCUCCGGAAGAUGGAAACCAAUUAUCAGCGAUAUACAAUAGACAGACACUUGAAGAGGUACACAAAAGCUCUUGGCCACCUCAGCAAAUGUGGUCCUGAACACUUCUCUGAAUUUCUGAACUUGGUGAAAGAUCAGAAUCUGUAUUCUGAGGCCUUGAAGCUGUACCCUUCUAGCACUCAGGAGUACAAGGAUAUCAGUGAUUCAUAUGGAGAGUACUUGAUUCAGAAGCAGCUGUAUGAACAGGCUGCAUUGAUAUUUGCUCGUGCUGGCAUCUUUGCAAAAGCACUUGAUGCUUUUCAGAGCAGUGGCAACUGGCAGCAAGCCCUGUGCAUGGCAUCACGGCUUGGUUACACAAAGGAUAAGCUGUCCAGCCUGGCACAGAGCAUGGCAGGAAAACUAGUUGAACAGAGAAAGUAUGCAGAGGCAGCCAUACUCCUGGAGCAGUACACUCAGGACUAUGAAGAGGCUGUUCUCCUGCUCUUAGAAGGGGCUCUUUGGGAAGAGGCUUUGAGACUGAUUCACAAGUAUGAUAGACUGGAUAUCUUGGAAACCAACUUGAAACCUGCCAUUUUGGAAGCUCAGAAAAGUCAGCUGAUCUUCCUAGAUUCCCAGAAAGCAGCAUUUCUUCGCCAUAAGAAUCGCCUGCAAGUGGUGCGAGAGCUGAAGGAGAAGGCCUGUGAGAAUCUUCAGGAUUAUGAAGUGCCAAAUUGCCCAGAAUUGGAACUUUUCUCUGAAACCAGCAGUGUUGUGACAGCCAGUGACAUGAACAGCAAAUACACACACAGCAAUUCAAGAAUAUCAGCGCGGUCCUCAAAGAACCGACGCAAGGCAGAGCGUAAGAGAUACAGCCUGAAGGAGGGGAGUCCUUUUGAAGAUAUUGCCCUUCUGGAAGUCCUGGGAGAGAGUGUUCGUGCUGUUGAGACUGUGAAAGGAGAGAUACACAUCCUUCUGAAGCAGCUUGUGCUCUUUGGUUAUGAUGAGCAAGCUGGAGCACUGCAGCAAGUCCUGGAAGAGGUUUUGCAGUUGAUGGAGACCUCAGUCCCAGAAAUCUGGACUCCAGACCUGCAACAGAGCUCUGUUGGCCUGGUCUUGGGACCCAAUUCAACUGCAAACAGCAUUAUGGCUGCUUAUCAGCAAAAGAGGAUGAUGCCUCCUGUUGUACAAGAUCCAGAAGUACUGACUCCACCAAAAUUCAAUAAAAAUCUACAGUGGAAGCUGCAUCUUUUCCAAUAACCAGAAGCCAAGGAAUCCCUGUGGACUCUGAACUCCUAACUUUUCUUAUAAUUUCAUUGUAUCUUUGCAGAAGCUGUUGCUGUUCUGGUGUUUCUGAUACACUGUUCUUAGGGCUGUGCAAGUGAAGGGUCCCUCCACCUGGUGCAGCUGUGACUGCAACCCCUAUGGUGUCACACUUAUGGGCACAGCCACUCAUGUCCACUGCAGAGAUGGUUUAUGAGGCAGGUUAUGCAGCUCUGACAGCUCCUACCACUGUUCCUCCCUUCUGAAUGAAGCAAUUCCACCAGUUAUGGAUGGGUUAUCUUCACUGCCAUCCCUCCCUUCCAGAGCUGAUAACCUGCCAUGAUAAGAGGCCACUUUUUAAGCACUUCAGCCUGCUUUAGAGAACUUGCUGUAAGACUGUACGAAUAGCAAAUUAUUCUAGUUGCCAAACAAAUGUUGUGUCUCUCUGCUGAAGCUGGGUGUUGACGAUACCAGAUUUUCGUCGUUGCUUUGUUACAUCAGAGUGAAUCCUGCAGUGCCAACAGCCAUUGUUGUAUUGAAAUUGGGCCUGUUCACAGCAGGGAGGUCUUGGACAGAGGAAAACACGAAUAAAAGCAGGGCAGAGGUGUUGGUGUCCCACUCUGCUGGAUAAUACUGCCCUAAUUAUCUGAGAUCAAAGAAGAUGGAGUGCUUUAUGGCACUGACUAAGCAGCAGCUGUAUCCUGAUAAUGCUGUACACUAUUGCAGAAUUGUGUCAUCUGGAAACUGAUCUUGUACUGAGAAUUAGAUUUUGUACUGAGAAUUAGGACCCCAGAACACUUCUGUUGUCUGAUUCGGGACAUGACAGCAGUAGUUCUGAGAGCAGAGGAAGGAGACGAGGCUGGAAACCCUCUCAGUGGUAGCAUCCCCUUCUUGGUUAAUUUUGGCCUGGCAGCUGCAGUGUUCAGGCCAUUUCCAUUGGGGCCUGCAGAAAAACACCUUACGAACAAAGGUGCGUACUGUUUGUUGGAGUUGUUUAAUGGCACAGCAGUGCACUGUGUUCUGACUGCACAGCAUGUGCAGUGCUGCAGGUCGCUGUUUUUGUGUGGCAAGAACUCCAUCAGAUUGGGGUGGCCAUUUAGUCUUGCACCAGCUGUGUUGUGCUGGCUUGGGCUUGCUGGAAGGGAGUGGUGAAAGUCUUUUUUCUGCAUGAAGCAUUGGAGCACAUCUUGUUUCCAGUUGUUCUGAGUUGCAUGGUCUGUUCUGAGAUGUGUGGGGGUGACUUAAGACUGUUGUCAAAUACUGUGAGUACACUGGAAAGACAUUCUUCGAGAGUAAAGCCUUUUGAGAUGGCAAAACACAUGGAAGAUUUUAUGGGACAAGACUGUUUCACCAAAUCUGGGUUUCAAAAUGGUAGCAGAGCAUAGUCCAUGGUGAAAUACAGAAGCCAUCUACCAGAUCUGGAGAAAGGGUUGCUGAGGGAGUCUGUGCUCCUUUGCAGAGCACUCUGGCCCUGCAACUGAAAUAUGACACCAGUAAUUCCUGACAUUCCUAAAUCUGAUGCCAAGAAAUGCUGAGGUCUUGCACAACCGAAUCUAUUGUCUAGAAAGAGAACACAAGAAAAGAUAAAAUUCCCACUGGUUUACUGAGGAUUCCUGAUUGUGCCUAAGUAUGUGUACUAUUUCUUUUUCCAUCAUGGUGAUGGUGGAAAGCCUAAGAUCCUUUUGUGUUAGGUGUGCUUUCUUGUUCUCCCACCAAGGCAAAACCCCUUUAAGUCUGCUAUCCAAGUGAAAGACCAGUCUUCUAAAUCAUUUAUCAAAUUCUUACUGUCUUCCCCUAGCUCUUUCUCUCCUGAGUGAACUUGGAGUAGGGAGCAGUUGAGCGGGGAGCAGCACUAGCAGCAGUGUGGGUGAGCCUCAGCGGGGGAGAUCCUGCUUACUACUUCUGCAGUUGCUGAACCUUAGUUUUUCUGAGCAGCAGCUAGGAGUCUCAGCUUUCCCUUGAUUUCUGCUGUCAUGUUGUUUUGCUUUAUUAGUGAUGUGUGUAAUCUUGAAAUACACUCAGCUUUACUUACUGUCAUUACAGACACUUUGAAUUUACUCUUAGGAAUUCUGUGGGGGCUCCUACAAACAGAGUUACCAGGAAGUAAACCAUUAAUGGAAAAAUAUGGAGUUAACUUUAAAAAGGUCUCAACCUCUGAACAAAUAUGGCUAUAUGGAAGCCUGCUUCUCUUGUUAGAUAUUUUUCACCUGUCUGCUGAUUAGCUUCAUUAAACACAAAAGGAAAAUAAAUCCAUCAAGUUCAGUAGGAAGUUUCAUGAACAGAUCCACAAACAGUGUGGUUCAUUGGAGCAGUAGACUGUACUUCUUGUUAUGUUAGAUUGCCAGUGAUAAACACAUCUGCCAGAUACAAGUGUGGAGUGCUUUGUACAAGUCUUCCCAGGUAUACUCCAGUGGAGUCAGAGUCACAGAUCUUUCCAAAGAGGCAUCCUUGCUCUGGGGGAGGGAUGAGUAAGACCCUUGACUUUUCUGCAAGGUGGUUAUGUUCUCAUCCUCUGCCUUGGAGGCUUUCAAAGAAUAAAUUUAGUAUGUUUGGGAGAAGCAGAGGUGAGACAAUAGCCUCAUAUUCUAUAAUUGCAAUUAUAAACAGAGAGGAAGGGGAGAGAACUUUCUUUGUAAAUGAGUAUUAAGAGUUACAAAGAGAGAACAAAGGCAGUGGGGUUUUCCUAAGGGUGGAAUAGAACUCUCGUACCAUUCUCUUCCACCUGGAUGGCUGCUGGGGCAGGGGUCAUCUGGCCCUCCACCUGAUAACCUGUCACCCCAUCAGCCCAUGUUAAUCCCUUCACAUACCUCAUGACAUUCUCAUAGAAAAUCCUUUACCACAUCUUCCUUGGCUUUAGGCCCCAUUCCUGUAACAGUAUCAUGGAAGAUAAUACAACUCCAGAAGAGAUGUAAUUACAGCCAGGUAGGGAAGUGAGAUGCUUUAUCAUCACUGCUGAUUAGUGUUAAGGUUAUGCUGCUAUUCUGUGGCUCUCUUCCAAGAUGUUGUAUUGGUUGCUUUCAGUCUCCUGUAUGCACUUACCAGCUGUAGAGGAAAGAUUGGAGGAAGGCUGUGAUUCCCCUGCAAAGCCACGCACAAAGUAAUUUGUGACAAUAUCUAUGUUUUCUGCCUUAGUUUCCUUCGUGGCCUUGAGGCUACCCUACAGGUGGCUGUCCUUUUUUGGCUUCAGAGAGUUUGUGUCCACUGCUGCCAUUCCUGCAGACCUUUCCCAUGCAGUGGUGACCUCACACAGUGCUGCCAUCCCUCCCCCUGGGUCAGCCCUGGUGACAGUGGUUCUCCUGGUGAUGUCACUGAUUUACAACAUCGUACAUAGGCUUGUCCCUCUGAACUGAGCUCCGCAUUCGAGUGUGUGGCAACUGUGACUCAGCUGCACACUGCUUCCAAACAGAUGGAUUGCAGGGGUUUAUGCUUCACUCUGACCAGCUCUGAGAGGUACUUAAAGCAGAUGUGAUGGCCCAUGGGCCAUAAGCAGCACAUUUCACUGUGAGGAAGCAUGGCUUCCCUUUCUGGCCUGUGUCUGCUAUGAUGAAGACCACAGCUCUUGAGCAUUUGCAACUGGCCUUGGUCCAAAUCAGUUCCAGUUGCAAAGCAUUAUCACUUUACCUUGAGCCAGCUGAAGCCCUAGUUUGUGACAAGAAUGGAUUCACAGACUGAAUUUUUAUCAUUGUGCUUUUGUCAUUUUUCCUUACUCUAAGCUUAAUGUUGUCAUUUAAGGCAUAUUACUGAUGUCAGCAAUAGCUGACCUGUGACUGGUGUUUUAAAUUAGGCCAUGGCCAACUGUUCACCUUACUGUACCCCAUUCUGGUGAAAGAUGGUUUAAAAAGAGAUUUUGCACAGUGAGUCAUAGGAGAACAAUACAUACUUUAAAGACCCAGAAAAGUGGGAAAUGGCAAGGUCUUGCAGAAUAGUUUUGAAACAAGUAGAGAACACAAACAGAAAUCGUGCACAUGAUACUCAACACCUGCAUUUGGCAGCAUUCCAUAUGGCAACAUUCUGGUUUUACUGAAAUUAAUUAAAUCAGCUAAAAAAACAUCCUUCAGAUGAACUUAACUCAUUAUAAUGUGAAAGCCAUGUCUCUAAAGCUUAGACUACCCACCUCCAAAUGAAGAAUCCUACCUACUGAAACAUGAACAAUAAAUUUGAAAUGCAUUGUACCUUUAAAUUGAACCAGGCAAGCUAUUGAGUAGGCAGGUAGACUUCAGGUGGGUGCAGACUUAAGAUAUUUUGAAAAUAUCUUAGUUAUACCGCUUGGCUGGAAUUGGGUGUGCUGGCUCUGUGGAUUCACCACCCAGCACCCAUCUCUGCACAAGCAUGAAAUAAACGUGACCCUCUGUGUGGAUUGGUUUCUUGCA
Passer domesticus (house sparrow) is the source of this 8465-nucleotide messenger RNA. RefSeq names its product elongator acetyltransferase complex subunit 1 (gene ELP1). The coding region runs from base 88 to 4092 and encodes 1334 amino acids. Gene Ontology annotation, cellular component: cytosol; elongator holoenzyme complex. Gene Ontology annotation, biological process: tRNA wobble base 5-methoxycarbonylmethyl-2-thiouridinylation. Lineage: Eukaryota; Metazoa; Chordata; Aves; Passeriformes; Passeridae. The transcript has 36 exons. The record is from RefSeq and is a predicted model, not a curated record. Gene Ontology annotation, molecular function: tRNA binding; protein binding.